This is a messenger RNA of Spea bombifrons (plains spadefoot toad), 1517 nucleotides long. RefSeq names its product prothymosin alpha (gene PTMA). The record is from RefSeq and is a predicted model, not a curated record. The coding region runs from base 174 to 509 and encodes 111 amino acids. Lineage: Eukaryota; Metazoa; Chordata; Amphibia; Anura; Pelobatidae. Gene Ontology annotation, molecular function: histone binding. The transcript is spliced from 5 exons. Gene Ontology annotation, cellular component: nucleus. Gene Ontology annotation, biological process: positive regulation of transcription by RNA polymerase II; negative regulation of apoptotic process.
GGCGCCGCGUGAGUCCUUCACUGGCAAGUCACUAUCAAAAAUAAAAAAGCCAUCUUUGCAUUGUUCCCGCACCAGCCUUUUCUUUCCCUUCUCCCUCCCAGGAUUUACCUGUGCUUUUAUAUAAUUUUUUUAUUAUAUAUAUCUACAUUAGAUUAUUUUUUACUCCAUUAACCAUGUCAGACACAGCAGUGGAUGCCAGUGUGGAAAAGACCACAAAGGAUUUGAAAGCAAAAGAGAAAGAAGUUGUAGAAGAAACAGAGAAUGGGAAGGACAAGCCAGCCAAUGGAAAUGCAGAGAAUGAGGAGAAUGGAGAGCAAGAGGUAGACAAUGAAGGAGAUGAAGAUGAAGAAGUUGAUGAAGAAGAUGAGGAGGAUGAUGUAGAAGGAGAUGAUGAUGAAGGUGAUGACGAUGAUGAACAAGAAGGACCCACAGGCAAGAGAGUGGCAGAGGAUGAUGAGGAUGAUGACGAUGUUGAAACAAAGAAGCAGAAAACAGAUGAAGAUGACUAGAGCAGGGUCUGACCCCCUGUCUCAAAGCAAAUUCUAUAUAUGACCUUUCCCCCACCGCCUCCCCAUCACAUUUAAAACGUGGUCACUAAAAGUGAUGCGUCCGUCCCACCCCUUCAUGCGGACUCCCAUGGCUCCAUUUUCCGUCCAUACACAAGAUUGCGUCUUAGACGUCAGGCGCUGUGACAAUGGUGCAUUUUUAAUUUUUUAAAUUUUUUUGACGCAGCACCUGGCCCACUCAUCAGCCUAGAAGGUUUACUUUCUAUUGGCAGUGUUGGUUGGAACCAUUUGCUGUCUCUUCCACAUUUAAGAAAAGCAUAAUAUUAAGGGGUGAAAUUCACAGAAAGGGGGAUUUUAUUUCCUUUCUCCCUAAAUGGGAAACUAAGAAAUGCCCUUGGAAAAGGGGAUCCUAUGUUUGUAUUUUUUAUUUACAUUUUAUAUUUUUGUACAUAUUGGUAUACAGCUGUCCUUAUUUUGUUUUGGUUCUCUACUGGGAUCUGGCUGACAGAGUGGGGCUUUUAAAUUACUUCCCCCUCCCCCUUUUUGGUAAUUUUUGCUCCUGUAGAUUUCUGAAAUAAAAUGCAUAUUUUGUUUAUGAAGUAUGGGGGCGGUGGGUAGGGUUGGUGUCAGACAGGGCUGUUCUUUUCUCCAGGGGGAAACAUGGAGAAACCUUUACAAAAAAAAUUAAAAUUGUUACAAAAAAACCUUAAUAAAUAAGACAAAGUCCCCAAUAUAAGAAAAAUAUUCUGAUCAUUCCAGUAACUUUUCCUUUUUGGUUUUUGAAUUUUAUUUUUGGUUGAGCAUAUUUUAGCUGUUCUUUAGAUGGGUUGGAUGAGACUAAUGGCCAAAGAAUUGUUUUUUUUUUGUUUUUUUUUUUGUUUUUUUUUGUCCUUGUCUUCUGAAGUUGCUGUUUAUUUUCUUUUUUUUUUUUUUUUUGGCCGGGCUGGAUGUGUGUGGCAGUAUUGUCAAUAAAACUGCAAUUUUAAUUUGCAGGCUUUCCUUUUGUUCUAA